This is a messenger RNA of Neurospora crassa OR74A, 1013 nucleotides long. Its product is annotated as DUF431 domain-containing protein. Gene Ontology annotation, molecular function: protein-arginine omega-N monomethyltransferase activity. Gene Ontology annotation, biological process: peptidyl-arginine methylation. The transcript has 5 exons. Bases 171 to 794 code for a protein of 207 amino acids. NCBI's taxonomy places the organism in Eukaryota, Fungi, Ascomycota, Sordariomycetes, Sordariales, Sordariaceae. The record is from RefSeq and is a predicted model, not a curated record.
AGCCAUCAGAAAGCUCCACCAAGAAAAUGUUAGUCUUGGCCUUGUGAGAUCGUCCAAACACUUACACACAAACUUAACCCUCACUUUGACCUUUUUGAUAUCCUUGAAUAUCUUGGUCCCAGCACAACUUUUGAGCCGGUUUUUGAAUUCCUACUCCAGCUACCGUAGUAAUGGCCGCCACCAAGAAGACCUACAUCGUCGAGCACCUCGAUGAGGAGCUGGGCCCCUGGUCCGAGCUCGAGUACCUCGCUAUCGCCAAGGAAUCGCAAGAGAUCGGUUCCGAGUUCCAUCUGACUUCCCUGCCCCAGGGCUUCAAGGUCCCCGAGGCCCUGGCCGCUGUGCCGGCCUUCAAGGCUGAGAACCGCGGUGUUGAGGAGAUCUAUGCUGCUGACAAGAGCAGGGUCUGCCUGCUGGAUCCCGCGGCCAAGAAGGACUUGAGCCCUGAGGAUGGCGACACCUUUGAUGUUUUCCUGUUUGGCGGUAUUUUGGGUGACGACCCCCCGAGAGACAGAACCUCUGAGCUCCGCAAGAAGGGCUUCGAGGGUCGCCGUCUCGGCCCCGUGCAGAUGACCACUGACACUGCUGUCCGUGUCACUCGUCUUGUUGUUGAGGGCAAGACUCCCGUCGACAAGAUUCCCUACGUCGACCACCCCGAGCUCAAGUUCAGCGAGCACGAGAGCACACAGAUGCCCUUCCGCUAUGUCACUGACAAAGAGGGCAAGCCAAUCAUGCCUGCGGGCAUGGUUGAGUUGAUCAAGAAAGACUCGGACAAGGCUAUUGACGACAUGUUCUAAGGUACUUGCCUUGGAUACCAAUGAAGAAAAGAUAGAGUAUAUACCCAUCCAGAACCUGUUUAUAUGUUGCCCCUUGACUUUCGCGGAGGAAGUGUCAUCAGAUUUCGGCCAGCUGUUGAGCUCAUUAUCUUCUCGUACAACAUAAACGAACUUCAGCUACCUAUAAGCACCCCGAGCGGGGUUAUUCCGUCUCCUGUUAUCUUAUCAAACGCUGUCUAA